CAUGAUCAAUGGUACAAAAGACAAAGUCAGAUCGACGUUAGAGCAUCAGUUACCCUUGAGAAUUCCAAAAGACCUUUUCUUCGUCUGCUCAGAACUAUCGUUCUCUGAUUUUUGUUCAUAUUCGUUGCCGUACCUAAGUAUCAUCUCCCGAAAAUGAAGAGCUUUGUUGUGUUGGCCUUGUUGGGUUGCUUGUGUGCCCUGGUGAUCAAUGUUUCGUCCCGGAGUGUGGGAAAGAACAUCCUGGCCCGUAGUGAUAGUGAUGAUAGCAGUGAUGAUAGCAGUGAUAGUGCUGCCAUGGAUACAGGAAUGGGAGAGAGCGACAGCAGUGAUGGUGGUGAUGACUCCUCGGACGAUAGUGAUGAUAGCAAUAGCGAAAACGACAGUGAUAGCGAAGACCCCGAGAAUGGUAUCAAUUCAGAUGACAGCGACAGUGAUGAUGGCUCGGCUGUGCAAGCCCAACAACCUGCCGUUCUCGUGCCUGCAGUUCCGGAGACUCCCAAGCCCCCAAUUCUCAUCACACAACCCGAAGACUUGGACAAAGAUGCGCCUGAAACUAACGCACCAACGGAAGCUCUUGUGGUGGACCCACCAACUCCUGCUGCUCCUCUCGACAAGGAUGCUCCUCAGUAACCAGGAAGCUUUGCAACGCACUCAGCCUCCGUCUACAAUCGAACCCCUCCCAUCUAACCGUCACCAGCUCACUAGAUCAAUUAAGUAUUAACUAUGGAAUGGUGUGGCUGUGUGGUAAGUUAGAGUGAGCUCACCACGAAUACACCUGCACCACUUGGCAAAAGCAAAUCAAUAACAACUAAAUUCAUAGUGUUACCGUACAUUCAUACUACAGGUUUCUUGAAAACCCGUCCGAAUUGAUAGCAUCAUCUUGCCCUUGCCUUGAUUUAUGAUUUUGGACUUCUGCCUUGAGCACAUAAUCGACAGUAAGAUAAUGACGGCAAUUCUUACAUUAUGCGUAACCCUAAGACUAACCCUACGCCCCCCCCCCAGGUUGGCUAAUGAAGUGAUUUUAGAAGCUGCCCAGAGGUACAAAUUCUAAACUUAAUUUGAUUUCUCACUCAGAUGUAAAGGUCGCGUUGACCGCGUAUCCUCCCAUCUGCCUAGCGAUGACACAUUGAGCAGCCUAGACCUGGCAAGUUUCUAAGAUGAAAUUCUAUCCUGACAGUUAUCGAAUCUUUUGCUCUUUGCUUCCUCUGUGAUAACAUACUACUCCAGGCUUACCAUGCAUGUAUUGUGCAUCUCCAUAUUCACCUCUAUCCCUACGUACUCACUUACAAGUAUUCUCACCAUCCGCUUCUCUGAUAAUUAAUCUGAUCGAUUACUUAACGCUAUUAAAAUUGUGUGUAUUCCUAAGUUGACUUUUCAUCGUCACAUAAACACAUUAAUUUGGUGAUAACACUAACACUAUUCUGAUAAUAAUAUUCCUCAUACCCGAA
This is a messenger RNA of Sycon ciliatum, 1448 nucleotides long. RefSeq names its product germ cell nuclear acidic protein-like. NCBI's taxonomy places the organism in Eukaryota, Metazoa, Porifera, Calcarea, Leucosolenida, Sycettidae. The record is from RefSeq and is a predicted model, not a curated record. Bases 154 to 630 code for a protein of 158 amino acids. The transcript has a single exon.